UAACGGACGAUGCGCGGAAGCUGCUAACCCGCUGAAUUUGAGUCAAAACAUGGGCGAUCAACCAGUAAGAGUCUUGGCAUGUGGGGACGUAGAAGGCAGACUGACCGGACUCUUCAGUCGAGUUCAGUCCAUCCAGAAGAAAUCUGGACAGUUUGACCUUCUGCUGUGUGUUGGAGAGUUUUUUGGAGCAACACCUGAAGCUGAAGCAGAGUGGCAACAAUACAAAACUGGAGCCAAGAAAGCGCCCAUCCACACGUACAUCUUGGGUGCAGCGAGUCCGGAGACGGUGAAGAACUUCUCCAGCUCUGAUGGCUGCGAGUUGGCCGAGAACAUCACGUAUCUGGGGAGGCGAGGUGUGUUUACGGGCGCGUCCGGACUGCAGAUCGCCUACAUCAGCGGCCGGGAGGCCCCGCAGGAACCGGCCCCGGCUCAUUGCUUCACGUCCGCAGACCUCUCGGCCCUCGUCACGUCGCUGAGCAGCAGCUCCAAGUUCAGAGGAGUCGAUAUCUUGUUGACGUCGCAGUGGCCCAGAGGAGUGUGGCACUACGGAAACGCCCCGGAAGUGAACACCAAGUUGUGCGGCAGCAGCUCGGUCGCGAGCCUCGCCGACAGACUGAAGCCACGCUACCACUUCGCCGGACUAGAGGGCUCUUACUAUGAAAGACUCCCGUACAGGAACCAUGUGGUUCUCCAGGAGAACGCUCAGCACGUCAGCCGCUUCAUCGCCCUGGCACCGUUCAACAACUCUGCCAAGAAGAAGUACGUCUACGCCUUCAACAUCAUCCCCAUGAAGAACAUGGAUCCGGCAGAGCUGGUGAAGCAGCCGCAGGACGUGACGGAAAAUCCUUACAGACGACCGGCAAAAGACAAGACGGACACAAAACAAGCGGCGUUCAGCGCAGCAGAGGACGAGGAGCCGGUCCACCAGUUCUUCUUUGAUCUGAGCAGCAAGCAGGGCGGGGCGUUUCAGGGCCGCGGCAGGAAGAGACCUUCAGACGGGGACGGGCGAGGUCGAGGUCAUCGUGGAGACUGGCAGCCCAAAGAGCCCCGCCGUCACCCUCAGCCCACUGGUCCGUGCUGGUUCUGUCUGGCCAGUCCUCAGGUGGAGAAACAUCUCGUUUUCAGCAUAGGAACACAUUGUUACCUGGCGCUGGCUAAAGGUCCGCUGACCCCCCGCCACGUGUUGAUCCUGCCCAUCGGCCACUACCAGUCCGUGGUGGAUUUGAGCUCCGAGGUGGUGGAGGAAAUGGAGAAGUACAAGUCGGCCCUGAGGAGCUUCUACAAGAGCAAAGGAGAGCGCUGCGUGCUGUUUGAGAGGAACUACCGGAGUCAGCAUCUUCAGCUGCAGGUCGUCCCCGUUCCACUCGAUCGCUGCACCACAGAAGACGUCAAGGAGGCGUUUACGGUCCAGGCUCAGGAGCAAAACAUGGAGUUGAUGGAGAUUCCUCAGCACACGGACCUCAAACAGAUUGCUCCUCCUGGAACUCCGUACUUCUACGUGGAGCUGGACUCAGGGGAGAAACUUUACUACAGGAUCCAGAAACAUUUCCCUCUGCAGUUUGGAAGGGAGGUUCUCGCCAGCGAGGCAGUGUUGAACAUCCCGACUCGAGCUGACUGGAAGGAGUGUAAACAGAGCAGAGAGGAAGAGGAGGAGAGCUGCAAACAUCUAAGAGACGAUUUCCAGCCGUUUGACUUCGCCUGGGACGACUAACACACACGUUCUUGUUCUUCUGUUAAUGCGAGGACUUUGAAUUAUGGUGCAUUGUGAGGACCAUUGUCAUAAUUCAUUCUCAUUUCAGCUCAAGCCUCAUCCCCCACAUCAUCAGCUUGUUGUCUUUACGCUGCAAGAAACAUGUACGCAGUAUUUAAAAAAAAAUUUUUGGGGGGAUGUGUGUAAACAUGAAUUUUGUCAAACCAACCUUUUGUUUUACAAAUUUAGAUUCAAAUUAAAAUGUUAAAAUUGA
This is a messenger RNA of Nematolebias whitei (Rio pearlfish), 1964 nucleotides long. It is a transcript of the gene cwf19l1, whose product is annotated as CWF19 like cell cycle control factor 1. Gene Ontology annotation, molecular function: RNA lariat debranching enzyme activator activity. Gene Ontology annotation, biological process: mRNA splicing, via spliceosome. The transcript is spliced from 14 exons. NCBI's taxonomy places the organism in Eukaryota, Metazoa, Chordata, Actinopteri, Cyprinodontiformes, Rivulidae. Bases 50 to 1711 code for a protein of 553 amino acids. Gene Ontology annotation, cellular component: post-mRNA release spliceosomal complex. The record is from RefSeq and is a predicted model, not a curated record.